Neurospora tetrasperma FGSC 2508 is the source of this 1470-nucleotide messenger RNA. RefSeq lists its product as uncharacterized. The transcript has 2 exons. Gene Ontology annotation, molecular function: succinate-semialdehyde dehydrogenase (NAD+) activity. The coding region runs from base 1 to 1431 and encodes 476 amino acids. The record is from RefSeq and is a predicted model, not a curated record. NCBI's taxonomy places the organism in Eukaryota, Fungi, Ascomycota, Sordariomycetes, Sordariales, Sordariaceae.
AUGGCCGAAACUUAUACCGUGCCCUUCUUCAUCAACGGCGAGGAAGUCCGCACGUCCAGGACUUUUGAUGUCACGUCCCCAGCAACCCAAAAGGUUGUGCACAAGUGCAGCAGCGCUACGGAUACCGAGGUUCAGGCUGCCGUGAAGGCCGCGGCACAAGCUUUCAAGACAUGGAGGAAAUCACACCCUAACCAGCGUCGUGACCUUUUCCACAAGGCGGCCGAGAUCUUGGAGAAGAGAAAGGAGGAGUUGGGCCAGUACGUGAUGGACGAGACGGGUGCUCCACGCCAAUGGGCCGACUUCAACAUUCAGGUUGCCAAGGACUUGUUGAUGGAUGUGGCCGGGAGAUGCAACACGUUGGAAGGGUCGUUCCCCGUAGUCAACGACCCCGAAUCGGGGGCCCUCGUCUUGCAGGAGCCCUAUGGCGUUAUCCUCGCCGUCGCCCCUUGGAACGCCCCCUACAUUCUUGGUAUCCGCUCCAUCCUCUACCCCAUUGCCGCCGGCAACACCGCCAUCUUCAAGGCCACCGAGCUCUGCCCACGCACCAUGUGGGGCCUCUGCUCCGUCUUCCACGAAGCCGGCCUCCCCAAAGGCGUCCUCAACAUGCUCGUCCACGAGCCCGCCAACGCCCCCGCCAUCACCAGCUCGCUCAUCUCCAACCCGCAGAUCAAGAAGGUCAACUUCACCGGCAGCACUGCCGUCGGCCGCAUCAUCGGCCGCCUGGCCGGCGAGAACCUCAAGCCCGUGCUGCUCGAGCUAGGCGGCAAGGCCUCGGCCAUCGUCUGGGAGGACGCCGAGCUCGACAACGCCGCGACCCAGUGCGCUCUGGGCGCCUUCCUCAACUCGGGCCAGAUCUGCAUGUCCACCGAGCGUAUCCUGGUGCACAAGUCCGUCCGCGCCGAAUUCGAGAAGAAGCUCGUCCGCGCCGUCGAAAACAUCUUUGGGCCCCCGACGCCCGCACCGGUCCUCAUCAACUCCCUCGCGGUCGCCAAGAACAAGAAGCUCCUUGAGGAUGCCUUGUCCAAGGGCGCCAAGCUGCUGUACGGCAACCCUGACGCCCAAGAAGAGACCACAACGCGCAUGCGCCCGGUCAUUGUAAGUGGAAUUACCACCGACAUGGACAUCUACAAGACCGAGAGCUUUGGGCCCACGGUGGCCGUGUAUGAGAUCGAGACCGAGGAGGAGGCGCUAAGGAUCGCCAACGAUACCGAAUACGGAUUGACGAGCGCCGUGUUUACGGAGGACUUGAGAAGGGGAUUGCGCAUGGCCAAGGAGAUCGAGACGGGCGCGGUGCACAUUAAUAGCAUGACGGUGCAUGAUGAGGCAACGCUGCCCCACGGUGGCGCGAAGGAGAGCGGAUAUGGGAGGUUUAAUACCAACCGGGGGUUGGCGGAGUGGGUUAAGAGUAAGACUGUUACUUUCAAGUUUUGAGUUCGAGUUUGCGAAGUAGGGGCUGGGUAGAUGAGGGGG